AAAAUAAAAAAAGAUUAUAGAACAUUAAAAAUAAAAUGUUGUAAAAACAAAUGUCAUACCUUAAUUUCCAUGUUGUAAUGCAUUUCCUACAUUUUUUGACUUUUGGGUCAUCCAUUGGAUGUUUGUUCAAAUUAAAGCUAAAGUUUGAAGUCAACAUUUCAUGUCGUCAACCUAUAUCGUAUCUUGGAGGUUUUGUUUUCCCCCCAUAUUACCUAUAUUUCACCAAAUAGCUCAUUGGGAGGCUAAAACAGUCUUUGCAGGCAGUUGCUUGAAGUCUUUGAAACAAAUUUUUCCUCAUCUUUAUACAAAAGACUGCAACUAGUUUAUUCACAUAAAUGUACAAACUAGAAAAAUUACCAAGAAUUCUUUCUAGUAUCAUUUCCAUCCUCCUCUUUCCUGCUUCAUUCUUUUGCUCUCUCUAUAUUCCCUCCAUCUUCAAUCAUGUUCAAGAGUUCAAUAAUCCUUUGUAUUAUUUUCAUCUUCAUCUCACUAUAUGAAGCCCAAUCCUUGAAUUCCUCAACCUGCAAUCCUCAAGAUUGUGGUAAUGGCCUCAAGGUGUCAUUCCCUUUCUGGAUUCCAAACAAACAAGAAUCCAACUGCGGCUUGCCUGGAUACACCAUAACGUGUGACGAUGACAAGCCCGUUAUCAAGAUUCGAAACGAUGAUUAUAUCCUCAAAAACAUGUUUUACCCCAACAAUUCCUUCCGGUUGGCUAAAUCCGAGGUUUUUGACGAGGAUAAUGAAUGUCCUGUUCCUCGAAGCAAUUUUAGCACGGAAGGUACCCCGUUUAGCUAUGGCCCUGACACGGAUGACCUCUUCUUCUUCUAUGGUUGCCCGAAGCCUUACGAGAUGGGGACUUAUUCUGUGGAUUGUGCCAGCAAUGGCUCCCAUCAUUCUUUUGCUGAUUUUCAUACUGAUCUCUUUGAGCACUACAACUAUUCAGUAGAGUUGUGCCAGCCCCCGGUUAACACGCCCGUGGAGGCUGAAGCUAUAAGCAAAUUGGUGGAGUUGAAUUAUACACAAGUUUUGAAGAGAGGAUUUGUUCUGCAGUGGGAUGGGUCUAAUUGUAGCGAAUGCGAGAAAAGUGGGGGAAACUGUGGUUCUUACAACAAUGAAUUCUCCUGUUUCUGCCAUAACCAAAUACAAAACAGAACCUGCCCUCAUGGUAAAAAUGUGGGAAUGAAGAUUGGCAUAGGCAUUGGCGGAGCUGCAUUUGCUUUCAUAGUAUGCUUCUGUUGGUUUGCGUACCAUAGACGACAAAAGAAGCAGCGCUCUGUUUCAUCAUCGUACUUAAUGUCGCGAAGCGUUCCUUCAAAUCCAUCUUCAUCAACCAUAGAUCUUGAAAAUGGUUCAAACUACCAUGGAGUCCCCCUCUUUGAUUAUACCGAGCUUGAAGAAGCCACCAACAAUUUUGAUCCCAGCAAUGAACUUGGAGAUGGUGGAUUUGGCACUGUAUAUAAAGGUAAACUCAGAGAUGGGCGGGUUGUUGCUGUGAAACGCUUAUAUGAAAAUAACUACAAGAGGGUUGAGCAGUUCAUGACUGAAAUUGAAAUCCUAGCACAAAAGCGCCACAAGAAUCUUGUCACCCUUUAUGGAUGCACCUCUCGCAACUCUCGCGAGCUUCUCCUAGUUUAUGAGUAUGUUCCCAAUGGCACAAUCGCCGAUCAUCUUCACGGUGAGCGGGCGAGGCCUAGAUCGAUGUGUUGGGCUACUCGGUUGAGCAUCGCUGUCGAGACCGCCAGUGCUUUGGCUUAUCUCCAUCUCUCUGACGUCAUCCACCGCGAUGUCAAGACUAACAACAUUCUCCUGGACAACAACUUCUGUGUCAAGGUUGCGGAUUUCGGGCUGUCCCGGCUCUUCCCGACCCACGUCACCCAUGUCUCCACAGCUCCACAGGGCACCCCGGGCUACGUUGACCCAGAGUAUCACGAGUGCUACCAGCUUACCAGUAAGAGCGACGUUUACAGCUUUGGGGUGGUGCUGAUCGAGCUCAUAUCGUCCCUUCCAGCCGUGGAUAUCACCAGGCACCGUCACGAGAUCAACCUCUCCAACAUGGCUAUCAACAAGAUCCAAUGCAACGCGUUACACGAGCUCGUGGAUAAAAACCUCGGGUUCGAAUCGGAUGCCAAAGUCCGGGAAAUGAUCAGUGCAGUGGCGGAGUUGGCUUUCCGGUGCUUGCAAAGUGGGAAAGAUAUGAGGCCGACUAUGCCGGAAGUGUUGGAGAGAUUGGUAGAGAUUCAGAACAUGGAUUCCACUGGGAAGACAGAUUCCCAUUCCAAGAGAAGCCCUACAGAUUCUUCAGUACUGUUACUGAAGAAUAAUGAGGCUGCAGCCCUUUCUCCGAAUUCUGUCAUUACUGCACAAUGGCCUAGCAGAUCAACAACUAAUAGUAGCAGUAGCUGCUAAGUUUUAGCCGGUUGUGUUCUUUCAAGUAAAAAUGUUGAGUAUUUACUGUCUAUAUAUCUCUCAGGAAAUAUUGAAUUUCACUUUUUCCCCCCUAUUACAGAUUUUUACGUACUAAAGGAGAUGUAGGUAUGCAGAGGCAGUUAUAUUUACCGCUAUCUGGUUUAUAUUGA
Molecule: messenger RNA, 2576 nt
Organism: Ipomoea nil (Japanese morning glory)
Lineage: Eukaryota; Viridiplantae; Streptophyta; Magnoliopsida; Solanales; Convolvulaceae
Product: LEAF RUST 10 DISEASE-RESISTANCE LOCUS RECEPTOR-LIKE PROTEIN KINASE-like 1.2
Exons: 4
Coding region: 442-2406 (654 amino acids)
Biological process (GO): protein phosphorylation
Molecular function (GO): protein kinase activity; polysaccharide binding; ATP binding
Source: RefSeq, a predicted model, not a curated record